UCUUCUCUCUCUCUCUCUCUCUCUCUUCCUGCUGCUCCCUUGUGCUAACGUUACGUCGGUGUCUUCGUCUAUCGGUUUGGGGUCUGACCGCUGAAACAACAGCCCUAAUUCAUAUCCAGACCCGAAUUCACAAUUUUGCCCGGGUUUCUGGAGAGAUGAACAACAACGGGAACAAGAGAGCUCCAACCACAGCGACUCAGCGACUUAAGCAGGAUUACCUCAGGAUAAAGAAAGACCCCGUGCCUUACAUCUGUGCUGAGCCUCUUCCCUCCAACAUCCUAGAAUGGCACUAUGUGGUGAGAGGUCCUGAGAAAACUCCUUAUGAAGGAGGUUACUAUCACGGAAAGCUCAUAUUUCCUCGGGAAUUCCCUUUUAAACCACCAAGUAUCUACAUGAUAACACCCAACGGCAGAUUUAAAUGUAAUACGAGGCUGUGUUUGUCUAUCACAGACUUCCACCCAGACACGUGGAACCCGGCAUGGUCUGUCUCAACCAUCCUCACAGGUCUGCUCAGCUUCAUGGUGGAGAAGGGACCCACCCUGGGCAGCAUUGAGACUUCAGAGCACACGAAACGACAGCUCUCAGCCCAAAGUCUCACCUUCAACCUCAAGGACAAAGUCUUCUGUGAAUUGUUCCCCGAUGUUGUGGAGGAGAUGAAGCAAAAACAGAAAGUACAGGAAGAGUUGAACGCUCGCACUCAGCCCCUCCCCUUACCCGACGUGGUGCCCGACGGCGAUCCCCAACAGGCUCAUUACGGCCUCCCCGCCCUCAACGGAGGUCCUGUCCCGCUCGGGGGCGCCAACCCCGCCCAGGGCCUGCAGCAACCCAAUCGCAACCACGGACUCCUAGGCGGAGCGCUAGCCAACCUGUUUGUGAUUGUCGGCUUUGCUGCGUUUGCCUACACGGUCAAGUACGUGCUGAGGAGCAUAGCGCAGGAUUGAGAGCCGGACACGUCAAGCGGACAGGGGCGUUCGUUCCCCGGACCGCCACGGACUCUGGAGGACAGAAAGCACCCCACCCAGAAAGGACUGUGAGGGAAGGGAGGGGGAAUCAGUAGUGGAAACCAACGUGGCUCAUGGGUUGUGGAGGAGUCGUGUCUUUUACACCGCUGGUCAGUUGCUCUUGUGGAGAGACUUCUUUUUCUCCUGCUCUAUUUGCAAACACACUUCCUUCUGCAUAUCAUUUUUGUUUGUUUUUGUCAGCAUAACACAAAGAGAGAGUGAGACGCCACCAUUGGAGAUCGCUGUGACCUACUGAGGCACAUAAAUGUGGGUGUUUUUUUUUUUUUUUCAGAAAAAUUUUCUUCUUUUUCUAAUCUGACUGACAAUACAUUUCUGUUUAAAGUUUGUGUUUUCUUAAGCACAAAAGGAAAGUCUUUGUAGGCAAAUGUAUGAACCGGAUCUAUGCCCCAAAACAGCAAUGUAAUGAAGCGACAGUAGCAGACACUUCAACUCCCUCCCGUCAACCCAUGAGCCCAAUCAGAUGUGAGUCGGGACCAGCGCAGUUUGGAAUUGGUCUAGCUAACAACUCGCGCAUCGCUCUAUACACACCCAAUUAGGAGGCAUGUGAAGAGAAUCAACGUUUUGUUCUGUUUAUUUUCUUUCUGAUCAAUUUUGUCAUUUUAAUUUAUAGACAAAGGCUUGGAGUGUGUAGUCUGACGACACAAGGUGUCCACAUGACUGCUGUUCAUUGUACUGUUGUGUAUUGCGUUUAUUCGUGACGCUAGUGGACUUAUUUUUCUCAGCACCAACACUUCAGAAAUAAACAAAUCAUAAAUGGA
Molecule: messenger RNA, 1780 nt
Organism: Phyllopteryx taeniolatus (common seadragon)
Lineage: Eukaryota; Metazoa; Chordata; Actinopteri; Syngnathiformes; Syngnathidae
Gene: ube2j2
Product: ubiquitin-conjugating enzyme E2, J2 (UBC6 homolog, yeast)
Exons: 7
Coding region: 156-941 (261 amino acids)
Source: RefSeq, a predicted model, not a curated record